Messenger RNA from Fukomys damarensis (Damara mole-rat), 3282 nucleotides. It is a transcript of the gene Stt3b, whose product is annotated as STT3 oligosaccharyltransferase complex catalytic subunit B. NCBI's taxonomy places the organism in Eukaryota, Metazoa, Chordata, Mammalia, Rodentia, Bathyergidae. Gene Ontology annotation, biological process: post-translational protein modification. Gene Ontology annotation, cellular component: membrane. The transcript is spliced from 16 exons. The record is from RefSeq and is a predicted model, not a curated record. Gene Ontology annotation, molecular function: dolichyl-diphosphooligosaccharide-protein glycotransferase activity. The coding region runs from base 145 to 2187 and encodes 680 amino acids.
CUAGACUCAGUUUCACAAAGGUUUAACUAUAGAUCAACACAUCAUCUUGCAUCUCAUGGAUUCUAUGAGUUUUUAAAUUGGUUUGAUGAAAGAGCAUGGUAUCCACUAGGAAGAAUAGUAGGUGGUACUGUUUAUCCAGGGUUGAUGAUAACAGCUGGCCUUAUCCAUUGGAUUUUAAAUACAUUGAACAUAACAGUGCACAUAAGAGAUGUAUGUGUGUUCCUUGCACCAACUUUUAGCGGCCUUACAUCUAUAUCUACUUUCCUGCUUACCAGAGAACUUUGGAACCAAGGAGCAGGACUUUUAGCUGCUUGUUUCAUUGCUAUUGUACCAGGGUAUAUAUCUCGGUCAGUAGCUGGAUCCUUUGAUAAUGAAGGCAUUGCUAUUUUUGCACUUCAGUUCACAUACUACUUGUGGGUUAAAUCUGUGAAAACGGGAUCAGUUUUUUGGACAAUGUGCUGCUGUUUAUCAUAUUUCUAUAUGGUCUCUGCUUGGGGUGGGUAUGUGUUUAUCAUCAACCUUAUUCCAUUGCAUGUAUUUGUGCUGUUACUGAUGCAGAGAUACAGCAAGAGAGUAUACAUAGCAUAUAGCACUUUCUACAUUGUGGGUUUAAUAUUAUCCAUGCAGAUACCUUUUGUGGGAUUUCAGCCAAUCAGAACAAGUGAACACAUGGCAGCUGCAGGUGUUUUUGCAUUGCUGCAAGCUUAUGCUUUUUUGCAGUAUCUGAGAGACCGAUUAACAAAACAAGAAUUCCAGACUCUCUUCUUUUUGGGUGUGUCACUAGCUGCAGGUGCUGUGUUCCUUAGUGUCAUCUAUUUGACUUAUACAGGUUACAUUGCACCAUGGAGUGGCAGAUUUUAUUCAUUAUGGGACACUGGGUAUGCAAAAAUACACAUUCCAAUUAUUGCAUCAGUGUCUGAGCAUCAACCUACGACUUGGGUGUCUUUCUUCUUUGAUCUACAUAUUCUUGUAUGUACCUUCCCAGCAGGCCUAUGGUUCUGCAUCAAAAAUAUCAACGAUGAAAGAGUAUUUGUUGCUCUGUAUGCAAUCAGUGCUGUCUACUUUGCUGGAGUGAUGGUGCGGCUGAUGUUGACUUUGACUCCAGUCGUCUGUAUGCUGUCUGCAAUUGCCUUCUCAAAUGUUUUUGAGCACUAUUUGGGAGAUGACAUGAAAAGGGAAAAUCCACCUGUGGAGGAUAGCAGUGAUGAGGAUGAUAAAAGAAAUCCCGGAAAUUUGUAUGAUAAGGCUGGCAAGGUACGGAAGCAUGUGGCAGAGCAAGAAAAGCCAGAGGAGGGGCUGGGCCCCAACAUCAAGAGCAUUGUCACCAUGCUCAUGCUCAUGUUGUUGAUGAUGUUUGCUGUGCACUGUACGUGGGUCACUAGCAAUGCCUACUCCAGCCCCAGUGUGGUCCUGGCCUCCUACAACCAUGACGGCACCAGGAACAUCUUAGAUGAUUUUAGAGAAGCCUACUUUUGGCUAAGGCAAAAUACAGAUGAACAUGCCCGAGUGAUGUCAUGGUGGGAUUAUGGCUAUCAGAUAGCUGGAAUGGCUAAUAGAACUACAUUGGUGGAUAAUAACACCUGGAAUAAUAGCCACAUAGCCCUGGUGGGAAAAGCCAUGUCUUCUAAUGAAACAGCGGCCUAUAAAAUCAUGAGGACUCUAGAUGUAGACUAUGUUUUAGUUAUUUUUGGAGGAGUUAUUGGCUAUUCUGGUGAUGAUAUCAACAAAUUUCUCUGGAUGGUUAGGAUAGCUGAAGGGGAACAUCCAAAAGACAUUCGGGAAAGUGACUAUUUCACCCCACAGGGAGAAUUUCGCGUAGACAAAGCAGGAUCCCCUACUUUGUUGAAUUGCCUUAUGUAUAAAAUGUCCUAUUACAGAUUUGGAGAAAUGCAGCUGGAUUUUCGUACUCCCCCCGGAUUUGACCGAACACGUAAUGCUGAAAUUGGAAAUAAGGACAUUAAAUUCAAGCAUUUGGAGGAAGCCUUUACAUCGGAACAUUGGCUUGUUAGGAUAUAUAAAGUGAAAGCACCUGAUAACAGAGAGACGUUAGAUCACAAACCACGAGUCACCAACAUUUUCCCAAAACAGAAGUAUUUGUCAAAAAAGACUACCAAAAGGAAGCGUGGCUACAUUAAAAAUAAGCUAGUUUUUAAGAAAGGCAAGAAAAUAUCUAAGAAGACUGUUUAAACACAAUGUUCUGGUUCCUGACUUGAAGCAGUUGUCCUUGUGAGAACCGGUCUUUGCCUUUAGCUCAUGUCAUGUUUCACAGCAACAGAGGGUACAGAACUAUCACUGGUCCAGGUUAAUGUAUACAAUUUUCCAGCAAUGCCUGAUUUUAAAAAAUAAAAUUGGUUUAUCGAGAAGAACUUUUCGAUUUGUAAUGUGAAGCAAGACAGAGCACUGCUGCAAAUGUCUAGCAGCAGAUUUUUUUUAUUGGUACAUAUUAUACUUCAAAUCUGAGAAUUUGGACUAAUUGCACCAAAGAACCUUCUAAUUUGGUCCCUUGCACAUGAAUACCUGUCAAUGUUUUUAUUCUUUUACAGGACCUGCGUUUUAUUUGAAUUACCCUAAUAGCAAUAUGUAAAAUACAAAUGAUAAAAACUGAUGAGAGCUUCUUGAACCAGUAAACUAGUACAGGUCUGAAGAAAAGGUAUUAGAAAAGAAAUUACACUUUCUUGAAGUAUAUUUAUAUAUUUUCGUGUUUCUCCAAUGCAAAGAAUGUUUCAUCAAAUGUACAUUUUCUGUCUCAUUGUUUGCUGUAAGAAGCUGCUGUUUCAAAUAAGGACCUCUGAGUAGCUAAUUGAUUCAAAAAUGUUUUUUACGUUAAUUCAUGAUUACUGCUAUUAGCAGUUGUUUUCACAGGUACUUACAGAGCACAUUUCAUACAUCGUUCAUUUAAGGGCUAAAUUUCUAUCCUUUGUAAAUUAUGGCAACUGCAAGGAAUGUUGCUUACUAGGAUGGGGUUUGGUACUUCAGUACUAAGGUUGGGGCUAUGUUUACAUGCAAAAGUUAAGGAAAAACCCCUUAAAGUAUAUAGGUGUCCAAAGUUCAUUUUCUCUUUGAAAUGACAAAGGAUCUGUAUGCCUGGAUUUUUCUCAUUUUAUAGCAGUUUCAUUCAUCACAAUGAUUUUUGUUCUGUGCUCCAUAUUCUAAUUAAGCAUUUGAUGAAACACUCUGUAGUGCUUAUAUGCAUUUUCUUUUAUGAAAAAUGUGACAAUUGUUGAAAAAUGCACUAAAAUAUAAAUGGAGAUUGAACACGUUCACUUUCCAACUUUUAGGCAA